Zasmidium cellare ATCC 36951 is the source of this 597-nucleotide messenger RNA. RefSeq lists its product as uncharacterized. Bases 1 to 597 code for a protein of 198 amino acids. Lineage: Eukaryota; Fungi; Ascomycota; Dothideomycetes; Mycosphaerellales; Mycosphaerellaceae. The transcript has 2 exons. The record is from RefSeq and is a predicted model, not a curated record.
AUGGCAUUCCGCACCUUCGCAACCCUAGCAAUCGCCUAUGCGGGCCUCAGCCACGCCCUCCUCUGCGUCCCAGACCUCACCGGCCUCCUAGGAAUCGGCACAGGCAAAGACACCCUCAAUGGGACCUUCAUCCUCCAAGCCCGCAACCCCGACGGCGCCCUCCUCCCCGUCGUCAACUCCCCCACCCCAGCCCCCGGCGGCUUCUUCCUCCCCCUCUACCUAGGCAACAGCAGCACCACCGACCUCAACAACACCUUCACAACCCCGCAAUUCACCCUCCAAGGCGGCUCCGCCUACGCCCCCGGGGGCACCAAACUCGUCACGCAGUCGAACCCGCUCCUCGCCGCCCAGGCGCUUUACCUCGGCGCGGACAGCACGCAGUUCACGCAUCUGUUCGAGGCUGUGAAUGCGUCGUGCGAUGGCGAGGCGAGCACGUUGUUGAGGUUUCAGGGGAUUGUGCCGAUUCCGCUAGCGACGGCGUCGAUUAAUCAGACGAGUUUUGCGCCCAAUGCCGGGCUUUCGAGUCCGAUUUUGGAGGAUUUGCUCACGCUUGGAAACCCGGUGGAUUUGAUUAUUACGCCACAUUCGGCUUCGUGA